This is a messenger RNA of Eimeria tenella, 2406 nucleotides long. Its product is annotated as ribosome biogenesis protein BOP1, putative. Gene Ontology annotation, molecular function: RNA binding; ribonucleoprotein complex binding; protein binding. Gene Ontology annotation, biological process: ribosome biogenesis; maturation of LSU-rRNA from tricistronic rRNA transcript (SSU-rRNA, 5.8S rRNA, LSU-rRNA). Bases 1 to 2406 code for a protein of 801 amino acids. Gene Ontology annotation, cellular component: PeBoW complex; preribosome, large subunit precursor. NCBI's taxonomy places the organism in Eukaryota, Apicomplexa, Conoidasida, Eucoccidiorida, Eimeriidae. The record is from RefSeq and is a predicted model, not a curated record. The transcript is spliced from 12 exons.
AUGUCUUUUGGUGUUGCGGGCGGGCCGAGCAGCAACGGGGCUGGGGGGGGGAAGGUGGCUGCUGCUGCUGCUGCUGCUGCAGCUUCUUGGGGACAGCAGGAGCCCUUUCAGGACCUCGAGGAUGACGCAGGCAUUCCUCAGCUCCCGGGGGCCCCCACGAGCGACGGCCUGGGGGCCCCGGGGGCCCCAGCAGCACAAGAGGGGGGCCCCCUGGACAGCAGCAGCUACAGGCCUUACGAAGUAGACCAGCAGCAGCAGCAGCAGCAGCACCAGCACCAGCACCCGCAGCAGCAGGAGUCCCACAUGCAUGGCACCAUGACUGAAGAGGAAAGAACAGCACGCAAGAUUUUCGUUGGCGGACUCAACAGAAACACCACAGCUGAGUCUCUCCGGGAGUAUUUUUCUUCUUUCGGUGGUGUUUAUCACACGGAGGUUUUAUUCGACAAGUUGACAGGCCGAAGCCGAGGGUUUGGAUUUGUGACUUUUGAAGAACCAGAGACAAUUAACAAUGUGGUGGAUAGACACCACACGAUUGACGAGAGUCAAGAACGGAGGAGAGAAAGCAGCAGCAGCAGCAGCAGCGGCAGCAGCAGCAGCAGCGGCAGCAGCAGCAGCAGCAACGGCAUGAGCGGCAGCAGCAGCGAAGGCGAGAAAAUCGUCACACUGGCAGCAGCAGCACCAGCACUGGUAGCAGCAGCAGCUGUAGCAGCAGCUAUAGUAGCAGCAACAACUGCAGAAUUAGUGGCAGCUGCAAAUGCAGCAGCAGCAGCUGCAGAUGCAGCAGCAGCAGCAGCAUCAGUGGAAGAAGCAGAGUGGCACUCUUUGCCUCCAGAAGAAAGGCCUUUAAAUUUUCUUCCAAAAAAAUAUUCUUCUUUAAGAAGAGUUCCAGUUUAUGCGCAGCUCGUCAUGGAACGGUUUAACCGGUGCUUGGACUUGUACUUGUGUCCUCGGGCUGUGAAGCGUCGGAUGAAUGUGGACGCAGCCUCUUUGCUGCCGGACUUGUCUGCUGCUGCUGCUGCUGCUGCUGCUGCUGGAUCUUUUCCUGCUGCUGCUGCAAUUUCUUAUUUACCCCUUUCUCUCUAUGCCCAAAAAGUCCCAAAGCCGCAGCCACUGUUUGGCUUUUUGCUGCCUUUCGAGGACCCGAAGCACCAAAGAGUUGCAUGGAGCAGCAGCAGCAGCAGCAGCAGCAACAGCAGCAGCAGCAGCAGCAGCGGCUUGCUGGGCCCCGCCGGUGCUGCAGUGCGCGUUGUUGCUGCUGAUGCAGCAGGGGUUUAUGUUGCUGCUGGCAGCAGCGACGGCUGCCUUAGGGUUUUCGAAGUAAAGACGGGGAGAAUUGCUGCUGCGGUGCUGCUGCAGCAGCAAAUAACAGCAGCAGCAUUUCACCCCCGACUGCCUAUUCUUGCUGCAGCUGCAGCAGAGCAGCUGCUGCUCUUCGUACUGGACCAGCCGGCCUUCGACGACAGCUCGCUGCAGCAGCUGGAAGCAGCAGCAGCAGCAGACGCUGCUGCCCCUGCUGCUGCAAAAAAGAAAAAAGCUGCUGCUGCUGCUGCUGCAGCAGACAGCCAGGCAGCAGCGGAAGCAACAGCAGCAGCAGCAGCAGGGGAAGCACGCAGGCAGGUGGAAGAGGCGAUGGAUUUGCUGCUGCUGAAAACACCAGCAGAAGAAGGCUUGCCGGACCUGCUGCAGACUGCAGCAGCAGAAGCCAGCAGCAGCAGCAGCAGCAGCAGCAGUGGCAGCAGCAGCAGCAGCGCGUACGUGGUCGAAGCAGCUGUGUGCAGCAAACUGGUUGGGGUGUGGCAGCAGGUGUCGCUGCGGCACCCAAAAGCAGCAGCAAAAGCAGCAGAAAAAGAGCUCCAGCAGCAGCAGCAGCAGCAAGAGCAGCAGCAGCAGCAGCAGCCGCCGCAUGAACUGACGCUGCUGCUGCGGGGAGUUCGCCGCGCCAUCUUUGUAAUGCAUGGCUCUCCAAUAACACAAAUUAAAUGGCAAGAUAAAGGCACGUAUCUUUUGUGCGUGUCGCCCAGCAGCAGCAAACCCUCGGAGCAGCUGCUGCUGCACAACUUGAAGAAGCAAAAAGGAAUAAAACCCUUAAAGCGAAGUGGCCCAGGACUUUUAAAAGAUGCUCUUUUCCAUCCUUCUAAACCCUGGCUAAUUGUGGCUUAUUCCCGAGGCAUCAGGAUUUAUGACCUUUCGGCGAAGCAAAAGUCGCCAGGAGUAACCGGGACAAGACAGGCCCUAAUCAAAAAGCUUAUUGGGGUGGAGGGAGUGAGCUCAGUGUCGAUACACCCGGGUGGCUCGCAGCUGGUGGUUGGAAAACUGUUCAAAUCUUCUACUGCCGGGUGUACGACGACCUCAUCACAAACCCUCUUAUCGUGCCUCUCAAAACCCUCAAGGUAUGCAAACCCUUAG